AUGUCGUCUGUUCGGCCUCCCAAGCGGCCGAAGCUCCAGCACCCGGGCUCAAGAUCGAAUCCCAUCUCCAUCGACGACGACGAAUCCAGUUCUGAAGCCGAUGACCUUCGCUCGCCCAGCCCAUCAGACUCGCUUCAGCAUUUUCUGUCCGUCCUGGACAACCUUAACCGCCGCGAGCACCUAGCGACGAUUAUGGGCCAGGUGAGACUCGCCACGAGCCAACGAGAUGUCGUCAGAACCCUGGAGAACCAGUCCCAUUUCACGGCUCUUCAGCCAAAUUUCGAGCGCGAAAAGGACUUGUCGAAGACGGCCAGUGCUGGUGGCGAAGAGCACGAUACAAACUUGCAAGGAGAAAAUGCUUCCCGCAAACAAAGUGCCAGCUCGCUGUAUGAGGAAGACCAUGGUCGUCAAGACAACCUACUGGACAUCGAGGAUACCGCUCCCGAGCACAUCGAGUGGUUGCUGCUUUCUGGUGGCAGUAUCUCUGUGCAUACCCGCCCGCUAUCCAAAGCCCUGAGUCGGUGGGUCAAUGCUCUGAACGAACUCCAUAUGUUGUGGAUAGCAUUGUGGGAUGUGUACGACGCCAUGACAAAGCCGGGCCCAAGUUCAUUGCCGGCCAAAGCGAGAAGGAGGUGGGGCACAGGACACAAUUCGUCGAUGUGGGACGACCUGGUGAGAAUUGAAGCCGAUGUGCAGGAUGCACGGAGACAGGUAGAAGAGAUUGGAGGUGCAAUAUGCGAGGAAGCGGGCGCCGAUGCAUAA
Messenger RNA from Cladophialophora immunda, 762 nucleotides. RefSeq lists its product as uncharacterized. Lineage: Eukaryota; Fungi; Ascomycota; Eurotiomycetes; Chaetothyriales; Herpotrichiellaceae. Bases 1 to 762 code for a protein of 253 amino acids. The transcript has a single exon. The record is from RefSeq and is a predicted model, not a curated record.